This is a messenger RNA of Suillus subalutaceus, 897 nucleotides long. RefSeq lists its product as uncharacterized. The record is from RefSeq and is a predicted model, not a curated record. Bases 1 to 897 code for a protein of 298 amino acids. The transcript is spliced from 5 exons. Lineage: Eukaryota; Fungi; Basidiomycota; Agaricomycetes; Boletales; Suillaceae.
AUGAACUUGAAGUCUACAAAGUUUACUGUUGACAGAUGCACUCCUCGCGACCGGUUUGCGACGCGCUUCACGAGAGUCGCCCAGAUAUCUUUCCCAACAUCUGUCAGGAAAAGCAUCGACGAUUCAUGCAUUGACUUCCCUCUCAGUCCAUUCUACUCUCCCAUUGAAGAGUCGUUCAUUCGCCCUCGAGCGACCUCAGACGCGUUCAGGGGACACACCUAUUCCCCGAGUAUCGUUACGAACAUCCUGAUCCCCCACGUUCACCGACACCGAUCGAUUUCUUCCACCCGCCGGGUCCGCCUUCGCCCCCUCCAAAGACUUCUUCGUACCUACUUCACUCAAACGAGCCGCAAAGCCCCACUCACGCAGGAAUCUUCGAGUCCAAUUUUCGCUGAUCCUGUACCUGUAACCCCAGGGCCAGCGGGACUUGAACCCUCGCACCCUAUAUGGAUUUUUGACAGCUCCUUACGUGAAGUUGAUUUUGACGUCACCUGUCUAGGCGCACUAGACGAGCAACUUCUUUAUGCUCCAAAGGAAUCUGCCGGUGCUGCAGCCCAGCCAGAGGAGAAGCCAUGGAUGUGGCAGCCACAGACGGAAAGGGAAACCGAUUCGGAAGAAUCGGACCAAAGGGCCCUGAUCCCAUCAUCAUGCAAGUGGAGCUCGUUCUUUCCUUCCCCCGAAUCAUACACGCCACGAUCUCCCCAGCGCAUGAUGUUUGCAGAGUCCGAGUCACGCAUGUUGUACCAAAACGCGAAUCACUCGGUGCACUUCUUCCCCGUGCCGCAGCAACGCAAACAAACGACACAGGACCCGCCUGAUACUCCUUCCGGGAAGCUCAAGCUCUUUUCGGACGCAUACGGCACUCUCACAGGACGGCGGCGUACUACUUCCAAUUAA